AGAUUAUAUAAAUGAAAUAUAACUAACACUUUGAGUUUUAAACACUUAGAGGUAUGGGCUUCGAGUUCCAAACUCUAUCUGCGUAGUACUGAAAAUAUUCAUGGACUUAUGGUUGAUCUGAAUGCGGCCUUAGGUAUCUAUCACUUGACGUGUAGCUAUUUUUAGAUCAAGAUUCUAUAAUCUAUAAUGUGAUUUAUGAAAAUAUGAACACUUAUGAGUGCGUUCUUCUUCGCCUAUUGUGGCGAAACUUCCCGUUUGGUUACUGUGACAGCAGCCAAGACCAUGAAAAUCUAAUAAUUAAAACGAAACAUGUGUAAUGUGUAACCAACAAGCACGCAAACCUGUCAUGUGUAUAAUACUGAUCUAGUCAGCGGGCGUGGAAACAUCACCUUAAAAGUCGUAAAGAAUCCAAAAUAAAGUGACCCCUGCCUUUCGAGAAUUCUCUAUUAACUCGAAGCUUUUUUGAAUUUGUUCAUAUUUGUGGUUACAGUAAACAUAUGCGAAGUCACUCUCAGAUCAUCAGACAAGGCCUUUUUGGCCUUAAGAAAAAAUAGAACGCUGUCAAUUGAGUAAAUAAGUGACGGUUGACUGAGUUAAUAUGGGGCCCUUUGUUUAAGCCAGAAAGUUUUCUAACAGAAACCUGCCUCGGAGCGGGUUUUCUCUGCUGCAAACAAUGAAAUUUGGUAAUGUUUUAUCGUUUUCAAAGUUUGUGACGUUGCUUUUAAAUGAUUUGCAUCCGUUUUAAUGUUGGGGUUUUUAGGAAAAAAAAUAGUUCCUUCAUUCCUUUCUUAUAAGGAAAAAUGAGGUUGUCACUCUUUCCAAUCUUUCGUGGAUUUAACUCGAAAACAAAAGGAUUUAUGCAAAAGGGCGUACGACAUUUCUGUGAGAACCCCAACAGCAAGGAAAGUCUGACAUCUGAUCAAAAUCUGUCGAUUCUUGUUCAAGAUCAAAAUCAGAUCAAAAAUCUGUGUUUUUGGUAUUUACCUUUUAACGGGAAGUGAACUUCGCGGUGUAGUCAAAUGGUCAAACGGUUCGCUGCAUAACAAUUAAAAUUUUGGACGUCUCAUAAGCAUAACAAAGGCUGCAGGUGACUCUCUGUGAUAACAAUAUUGACACGUGACUUGGUCUGACUGAACGGUCUAGACCCUGAUUGUACGCAUGCGCAAUACUGACAAAUUCAAGUUAGACCUGUUUCGUGGUCUGUUAGACAUAAUUGUCCGUCUGCCGUUGAAAAAAUAUUGGAUCGUGAACGUUUACAGGAAGAAGCAGGAGUAUUGCCAUUACAACAGUUUAAAGAUGCCUGGAGAGCUAAGUGGUACGCAAAGGUUGAUCCGUGGAAAACUUUCUAAGUUUUUAAACCUUGGGCUGUGCGUGACAGGCAUAAUUUUCAUCAUUAUCGGCGUCUUCAAGUCCACUUUGUUGUUGUACAUUGGUUGUGCGCUUAUUGGUGCAUCUAUAGGCGGCUUUAUAAGGUCGAGAUUGCCAAUGACAACAAUGAUCCCAUCAACUGGUGUCCAUUUUGUGUACAGAUCGGAACUUCAAAGAAACCUGCAAGCCUACGAAAAUGGAUUGCAGACGUUUGUUGUAAUGCACAGUCAACAACCAUGCGGCAUUGGACAAAAAAAAAUUAACCAGUACACAACCAUCACGAAGUAUUUUUCAAACAUGAUCCUUUUGAACAACGACUCAGUUGACCGGUUGUCUGUCGUUUCUGCUUUGACUGAACGAACUGAAUCAAAUGAAUCUUGCUGCAUUAUAUGCUUGAUUCAUUUCAAGACUGGACAAGAAGUUAGAAAACUUCCUUGUCAGCACAUUUACCAUAUAAACUGCAUCGAUAAAUGGCUGAAGAUGAAUCGACUUUGCCCGACCUGUCGAUCAGAUGUGACGCUGCCAAACAGUGUGAAGAAGCCCUCCACUUCGAACGAAAUCGAAGUUCAUGCUGAGUUGAAUAUUGUUAAUAACCAUGGCAACAGGGAUGAGAUAAUAAAUCAAGGUGCUGUUGGCGCUCCCUCUCCGAAUCAGAGUGUCGUUGUUUCCCUUGACAACAGUGAUAUGAGAGAGGCUGAUAUUGGUGAUGAUAAUGACGUAACCAGUAGCCUUGCUUCUUCGUCCAAUGGCGUUGUCAUCGAAGUAGAUGUAGAGGGUAGUAACACUGCAGUGGCUAACUGAAGCAAGGAUUUCAAAGACAGCUUUGAUGUUUCACCAGUCAAGUGAUGCCAUAGCCAAGCUGUUCCAGCAAUGCAAUACCCAUUUGAAUCUCUCGUUCUUCGUUCUCGAAGGGACUCGUUUUGGCCUGUAUACAGGUUACAAGAAAUUACCCUAUCUCAAAUAGGACUAUCGGCUUAAGACAAAGUUCUUAGGAUUGUUUUUCUUCCUCAAAGGAUGCCAUUUUUGUCAAGAGUUAUGUUGAUUUAUGUUUGUGAAGUUUGCACGACAGUGUCGAAGGCUUACAUGUCCGUGAAGUUGACAGUAUGCAGUGGAUAAAUGUUAAUUUUGGUUGAUUUAAUUUUGAGUUUUGAAGUAUUUAUUUUGCGUUAGUAAUCUAAUGAUCUUGUGUGCCAAAAUAGUAAUUAUUUGAUUAUCCGUUAAAUCUUAGGGCGCCGUUUAAUUUAGAUUAAUAGUCAUAAUUCUAAUUAAUAUUAUAGAUAUUAGAUGGCAUAAAGACCAUUUUUUAUAUUUGUUAAAAUUUUUCUUUCAGAAAAAUAUGAAACUUGAAUGAUUAAAAAAAAUUUUUUAAAGUAGACUUCUUUAACGCAACUAUUUUCGUCAGUUUUAAAUUUUUCAGAAUAUAUAAGGAACACUGGGACAUUUUCUUACAUAGCCAUGGGCCUUUAUUUAGCAACAAGGAAAAUUAAGUACCAUUAGUAAAUCCGAUAUAAAUUCAAGGGUUUGUUAAGCUACAAUAAAAUUACUUGUUCUGCAGAUUUGCCUCAGAAGGUUAUAAUUACUGCAUUUCCAUUACCCCGGGUGCCAGAAUCUCUAUUAUUCAGUCUCAGAGUGAACCCAAGUAAAUAUAUUUCGAACCUAGUCACAGUAGUGUUUAUUUGAGCGAGCCACGGCACGUUUCCAUUAACCUGCUUUUCUGCCCUCUCCUCGAAGAUGCUUUUUUUGGACCAGAUGGGGCUACUCCCCUAUUUUCAGUGCAAAAGGUGUCAAAUUCCUCUGCUUCUGUUUUCAGACAUGGUUUUGAAAACCCCUUCUUAUUUUUAUAUCAUUGAACCACUGGCCAAUACCCUCCGCUAAUUUAAGAACUUUGUACCGUGUGCUUGUUACCACGUCAUGCUAAAGGUCUUUAGUCUACCUUAGUCUCCCAUUUCAAGCCCCCCAGAACGACAUAAGUCGUCUAGGUUGUUGUUUAAAUAUCGUUGCGUUGCGUUUUAGACUAAUUAUUGUCUGUAAUAUGAUCGGGUCCUUGCUGACUAGUAAUAUUCUAUAGCCGAUUUCAGCUCUGCGGCCAUUUGCUUCAGAAAUAGUUCCACGUAAUAUGAGUAGUCUUAGACUAAACGUUGGGCGCAGAAAACAUGCUUAAGACGCAAAACCCGCGUAACUGAAAAGCAGAAACCGGCAUUAGUUUUCAUACCUGAGUGUUUUAGCAAUCCUACAUUCUGCGAUUUUAUGGAUUCGGAAAUUUUAGACCAGGCUAUUGUGAAUAUUAUUUUUUCCAUCAAAGUUACCGAAUGUUGAUAAUCAUGUCUAAAUGUAAAAUAUGUAAAUUAAAGAUAAAUAAUUUUAGAUGAAUCAAUAUUAGAGAGCAAAAGUUGACUUUUUUCUGAAAGGGCUAUU
Messenger RNA from Rhopilema esculentum, 3783 nucleotides. RefSeq lists its product as uncharacterized. The record is from RefSeq and is a predicted model, not a curated record. NCBI's taxonomy places the organism in Eukaryota, Metazoa, Cnidaria, Scyphozoa, Rhizostomeae, Rhizostomatidae.